ACUGGUAUAAAAUGGCUACUUAAGAUGAGUCGAUGGAUAGAUGCAUGAAUGAAAAAGUUUGUUAACUUGGGUGUAUCUUUUUCUCACAUACAUUUCUUGGGAUUUGAGGUUUAAAUAAUUCACAAUACAUAGCAACCUUGUCGAUUAGGCUCAUUUUACACAAAUCCGAGUACCAGUAGACAGGAGUAAAACUUCUCCAUGUUAGUGCUGAGGUAAAGGAAUAAUAAUACUUGGUUUCCCGCGCAUUCACUUGUCCUCGCGCACUUUCUUCACGCUGACGAAGCGGCUAGCUCACCGAUGCUACCCCACAACAGUUAAACGGUUCUUCGCGGUUUAGUCACGGUUCUACGUGUAUCUACGGAAAUUAUCCCUAAAAAAUAUACGGUUAUUGCAUUUCAUUUCAUUUCAUACCACACACAUUACUGUUAUGAGGCGAAACGAAAAUCAACCAAGACCAACGGCAGGCUGUCUGUCUGUUCCACUGUUUAACCAAAAGAAGCGGAGCAGAUUGCCACUGACGUCCAAUCCCUCUGAGAGUGAAGUGUUUUCCAGAUACGAGAACAGAGACAUGCUGAGCUUCACUUCAGCCAUCCAUCCAUCUAACACUGGGAACAGUCAGCCAUCAACAGACAGAGCACCUCUGACUCACUGGAACCAGCAAGCCACCCCACCACCUCAACAAAGCAAAGUGUGGCCCAUUGCUUCACCUGGUGCAACAGGAAGAGGAUACACACCUAUAACUCACCCACAGAAAAACACUUAUGCUUGGUCCCAGACAGGGCCACAGAGAACUCCAGGCAGGCAGGAUUCCAUGGCAACAGCCCCAGGCUUCCAUCAGAGUGGAUCUAUGAGUGGGAGUCCUCAAAUUCAGAAUAAAACUUUGACUGCCAAGCAACCCAUGCAGCAGCAGCAGUCAUUUAGCAGAAACAUCAAUCCAUCCAGAGGUUCCUUCUCACCUUCAGGUCUCGGAGCAUGCAGUCAGAGACCUGCAGCGCGGAGUCAGAGUUCCCAGUGGAAGAUAAAAUCUGGCGGACCUAGAGGGGGAACAUGGGUCGAGGACACAUUUGGUACUUUAGGAAGCAAGCACAGUAUACAGCAGCAGAAAUCUGUGUUUGAGGAAAAAGCACCACCCAAGAGAUCACUGCGAAUCCUCACUGCUGUUAUAGAGGGAAUGAAAUACUGGAGCCAGUUCAAGGACAAAGUUCCUAUGAUGUUUGAGAUUUUUGCCACUCUCGAUUCAGCAGUCACAAUCGGAAAAUUUGGUGCAAAGAACUUCCUAAUGAGGGAUGGAAAAGACACAGUGCCAUGUGUGUACUAUGAAAACGACCAGGUGCUGCCGAGGCUGAUCCGGGGUCAGGUGCAUCGCUGUGUGGGGAAUUACGACAGACAGAAAAAUGUUUUCACCUGCGUGUCAGUGCGGGCCGCCUCCCUGUCAGAGCAGAGAAAUGCUCAAGAGGUUGUGAAGGCAUCAGACACAGAGAUGAGAAACGAGGUCCAGGCACUUUCUGAAAUGUGAUGUGAAUGGACAGAGCAGGAAGGUUUUAUAGUUUCAAAGCAUCCCAUAGGUGCUUCCUGAUGUCAAAGGGUCAGAAGAUGGAGUUCCGAUUUUUCAAUCAGAUGCGUGCCUUCCUGCCAGAGUGCUAAAUUUGUAUUAAAAAUUUACAUUAACAGCCAAGACACAGUAGUCUUGUUUACCCUAGUCUUAUUUACACUAAUCACCAUCUUGUCCUUAAUCUUCAUUUUCAUGACUUUAAAUGCUUUAUGCAAGGGACCUCCUUAAGACUUAAGACCAUUCUUUCUGUAGAACCAAUACAGUGUUGCAUUUAUUUUGUUUCGUUUAUUUUAUUUCCAUGAGUAUAUCUUUGUAAUUACAUUUUUUCUUUGCCUUUCCCCUGAUCUUGUACAAUCCUAUUCAAUUUUGUGAAAGGUCCAAGCACAAAACAGACAGUAUAACUUGGCCUUAAUACUCCUAUUAAAACUGAUAGGAGGAGAGGGCAAACAGAGACACACAGGUUUUAGUUUUCAGAUCAUUAUAACACAAGUUCAGUGGUGACGGUGCGUUUGUUUGCUAUUUUAAUUAAAUGGUGAUGAGCCUCAUUUACUAUUUUCUCAAUGUUGUUUAGACUUUCACUGACUUGUCAAAGUUGAGGCUCUAAAGCAAAUAUAUAUAAAAACACCAGUUUGUGUCAUUUUUUUUAAGGAAAGGUUGUUCUGUUCUUCUAUCCUGUUAGCCACAGUGUUGGUUGUUACUGGAUAAAUAUAUGGCAGAUUUUCCAAACCCUUUCGUAUUUUCAUCAGAAUCAUAAAUCCAUUUUAUUUCCUCAAAAGUCUGAUCCAUUGUGAAGAAGAAAACAUUUAUAGCAAUUGGAUCCAAGAACAGAAUUUUCCUACUCUGCUUUGUAAUUUGUCUUGGCUAGUUGAAUAUUAUUUGAUGUUGCAUGAAAGAUUUUUAAGUUCCUUGCUUUCCUCUUGAUGUUCUGAAUAAUCCCUGAUGUGUGGGAGAAAAGUU
Molecule: messenger RNA, 2509 nt
Organism: Tachysurus fulvidraco (yellow catfish)
Lineage: Eukaryota; Metazoa; Chordata; Actinopteri; Siluriformes; Bagridae
Product: spermatogenesis-associated protein 22
Exons: 9
Coding region: 428-1516 (362 amino acids)
Biological process (GO): homologous chromosome pairing at meiosis; meiotic DNA repair synthesis; gamete generation
Source: RefSeq, a predicted model, not a curated record